This is a messenger RNA of Ahaetulla prasina, 1980 nucleotides long. It is a transcript of the gene TMBIM4, whose product is annotated as transmembrane BAX inhibitor motif containing 4. Lineage: Eukaryota; Metazoa; Chordata; Lepidosauria; Squamata; Colubridae. The transcript has 7 exons. Gene Ontology annotation, biological process: negative regulation of apoptotic process. Gene Ontology annotation, cellular component: membrane. The record is from RefSeq and is a predicted model, not a curated record. The coding region runs from base 209 to 1057 and encodes 282 amino acids.
UCCUCCAGAAAGUAGCCACAGUUUUAAACCUGAUGAUGUAAACCUCAAGGGGCAGAUUCCCGUCAGCAGCCAUGGAACAAAGGUAGCUGAAUGCUCGGGCAGCAAGCGGACGGAGGAGCCCGCCUCAGAUCGCACGACGAAGCCUUUAACAUCACCGACAUAGACGCUCAGCGUUCUUCCCGCCUUAAGACGCAACUAUUGGCUGGCGAUGACAUCACCGUUGGGCUUUCGAGACCACGACCGCUCCAGUUUGAGCGAGUACAAGGCGGAAGUUGCGAGCAACGCCCUUCGGCAACCGAUUUGGAAGCGCAGACGCGGAAGUUCGGGAGGGAGAGCGACUGGGAUGAUGGCUGCGGAGAGUUAUCCGAGGUCGUCCAUUGAGGACGAUUUCAAUUAUGGCACUAACGUCGCGACGGCUAGCGUACACAUCCGCUUGGCUUUUCUGCGCAAAGUCUAUAGCAUACUUUCAGUCCAGAUUUUUUUGACAACUGUGACCUCUGCAGCUUUUCUCUAUUCCACAACAAUUCGGACAUUUGUACAUGAAAGCCCUGCUUUACUUUUGAUGGCCUUGCUUGGUUCUUUGGCUCUGAUUGUGGCUUUAACUCUAUACAGACAUCAGUAUCCAGUUAAUUUAUAUCUUCUCUUUGGAUUUACAUUUUUAGAAGCACUGACUGUUGCUAUUACAGUGACUUUCUAUGAAGUAUCAAUUGUGUUACAAGCCUUUAUUCUCACAACAACUGUGUUUUUGGCCCUUACUGUGUACACAUUGCAAUCCAAACGGGAUUUCAGCAAAGCUGGAGCGGGGCUCUUUACUUGCUUGUGGAUUCUUCUCCUGACGAGCAUUUUAAAGUUCUUUUUCAAUAAUGAAGUAGUAGAGCUGGUAUUUGCUGCUGCAGGAGCACUUCUGUUCUGUGGAUUUAUCAUCUACGACACUCAUCUAUUAAUGCACAAACUCUCUCCGGAAGAAUAUAUAUUGGCUGCAAUCAAUCUUUAUUUGGACAUCAUCAAUCUGUUUUUGCACCUGCUCCGUUUGCUAGAAGCAUUUAAUAAAAAGUAAUUGGGAGUGUUAAUUCAAAUUUGAGAUAAUUUAUAUGCAGUAUCUAAAGAGUUAAUUAAGACCUAGAAAAUCUGCAGUCUGAAAAUCUGAGACUGAAGCUUGGUUUUACAUUCUCUGCUGGCUUCAGUGUUUUCUGUAUAAACUAUUUUAGAGAGCUGAUUCUUACUGAAUCUAUUCUGAGAUCAGUUAAUUAUAUAUUGCAGACAUCUUGGCUGUUUGGCAAAGGCUUACUCCAUCUAUUUGCAUAUUAUUAGUAUUGAUUGAAAGACUUGCUCAUCAACUCAUUUGUGCCAAUAAGUACGAUUAAAAUUCUAUUUUAUUCCUGCAGUAAUUGCCACAGAUGUGUCCUUUGAGAGUCACAGUUGUUGCUAGUUGAAUAGCAUAAAGUCUCCUUGAUUUCACUAUUGAACACUGAAACUUUAAAUAAGCUAAAAUUCUAUUGUCUUCUUUUACAAAAAACUUUAUGAGCAUUUUUAUUUGAAGAACUGAUCCUACAUCAUCAUUUUGCUUUUUCUAAUAAAUAUCUGUACUUCCAAGUAUGUUUAUUUGGGAAACAAAUAACCUUAUAUGGGAAAAAUAAUCUUUUAUGGGAAGGAUUCCUAAGUUGGAUCAUAUGUUAAAGUAAACAUAAAAAGAAUUGGCUAGCAGUAGUCUUUCUCUAUUGUGAAAGUUCAGAAAUACCAUAUCACAUUUCCUCUAGAACCUUUUUAGAAUGUGGAAAGAGUUUGAAACUUGUUUGAGACCAUUCUUAGGACUUUUUCACUAGUGGUUGUAAGAGGUGAAAUAUUUUUAUGCAGAAGAAUAUUUAUUAAUGGCCCUUCAACUGAAGUAAUAGCAAAGUUAGUUAGAUUUCAUCUGCUAUUCUGGCUGGUGAUUAGAAACUUAUAAAAAUAAUACAUUUUAAUAAAAUGUUCAUUAUGUGA